UCGUGCCGCCUCCACGUCGACAGGGAUGCGCAAGAUGGAGGCGCUGCUGCUGGAACCUUCCCUGUACACGGUGAAAGCCAUCCUCAUCCUGGACAACGACGGUGAGAGACUGUUCGCCAAGUACUACGAUGAGACGUACCCGUCAGUCAAAGAGCAGAAGGUGCUUGAGAAGAACAUAUUCAACAAGACCCACCGGACGGAUAGUGAAAUCGCCCUGCUGGACGGGAUGACAGUCGUAUACAAGAGCAACAUCGACUUGUAUUUCUACGUAAUUGGCAGCUCUCAUGAGAAUGAGUUGAUGCUGGUGGCUGUACUGAAUUGCCUUUUUGAUUCCCUGAGCCAGAUGUUGAGGAAAAACGUGGAGAAGCGAGCACUACUGGACAAUAUGGAGGGGCUGUUUCUGGCGAUCGACGAGAUUGUGGAUGGGGGGGUUAUUCUGGAAAGCGAUCCUCAGCAGGUGGUACAGCGAGUGGCAUUGAGAGCUGACGACGUCCCUCUGACGGAACAAACGGUGGCUCAGGUCCUUCAAUCAGCCAAGGAGCAGAUCAAAUGGUCUCUACUCCGAUAGGACACCCAUCCCUCAAACAUUCCUCUCACUCUCUCUCUUUCUUUCUCUCCGAUAUUCCAUUCUGCAUUGUAAUGACUUUCUAAGAAAAUGUAAACUGUGGUUGUAAUAUGCACUGUUCAGAGGGGGUGAGGGUGGGGGGGUGGGGGUGGGGGGGUUCUAAGGCAAGAUGGUAGAUUGCAUCUUCCCACCCCCCCCAAAUCUCCAAUUCAGGGACGUUUCCCAAAGCACUGAGAGAAGCAGGAUCCUCGCUCCUUCCUGCUAUUUCCGUUGGGAAUACUUUACUCCAAUAUUCUCUCUCUCUCUCUCUCUCUCUCCCACUAAGCUCUACGGGGUGGUGGGGGGGGGUCGAAUUCCACAUUAAUUCUGCAAAUCCAAUGGGUAACAGAAAACGCCAGCAAGUCCCUACAGACGCUCAGCAGGUCAGGCAGCAUCUAUGGAGAGAGGAAAGUGAGUCAACGUUUUGGGUCGAUGAGCUUUCCCAGGGACUUCCGAUUCCCAAGCUCGGUCCAGUCCAGUAAUCGGGAGAUUGAUGCCUUGUUUGAUUUGAGGAUGGGCGGUGGUGGGGGGAGAGAGGAGGAACGGGGCUUUCUUCGCUGGGUCAGUGUUUGGAGGGGGUGGAGGGGUUGGGGGUGGGGGGGGAGCUGUGUUGUGGGCAGCUCAGUGGGUUGUCACCGAAAGGUGCUCGCUCUUAAAGAAGGGUGGGGAAGGUGCUCUUAAAGGGGAGGGUGGGGGAGGAGAGAGGGGAGCAUUACCCCCAUCCCCCCCCCUUGUUUUCCCCCAGGCUUGACACUGGCUGUCCACCUUGUCCCACCUGAACUGUUCCGAUCCCCACCACUCGGGAGCACUGCUCCCCGUCGCCAUCUGCCGACAGACGUCAAGGGUUGUGCCGAGCUCCCCGAGGGGGUAUUGACCCCCUUUCUCCCCCCACACACCGCCCCCCUUUUUACCAAGGUGGCAUUGAGCACGAACCCCUGUAUAUCGCGGGACACCUCAAAGCUCUUCGAGACAUCUCGAAAGACGUGAGAAGGCGGCGUAUCAAACGCACGGACACGUCCGGGCUAAAGCCAGGGCUCGGGAGCUCAGCCUCGCGCUCUCUCUCUCUCUCUCUCUCUCGCUCUGUCUCUCCAGCAUUAACCUCGGGGCUGAGCACAGCCACACGUUCGCUGCGAUAGGUUCACCUCCGCCCCGGGGCGACGUGAAGGUCUCGUCCUCUCCUCUCGUCUCGUCUCUUAACGUGUAACGAUCUCCCGAAAAUUGACCAAAAUAAAUCACUUGUGAUUGAAGCAUCAA
Molecule: messenger RNA, 1858 nt
Organism: Callorhinchus milii (elephant shark)
Lineage: Eukaryota; Metazoa; Chordata; Chondrichthyes; Chimaeriformes; Callorhinchidae
Gene: copz1
Product: COPI coat complex subunit zeta 1
Exons: 9
Coding region: 26-568 (180 amino acids)
Biological process (GO): intra-Golgi vesicle-mediated transport; retrograde vesicle-mediated transport, Golgi to endoplasmic reticulum; intracellular protein transport
Cellular component (GO): COPI vesicle coat
Source: RefSeq, a predicted model, not a curated record